This is a messenger RNA of Syngnathus acus (greater pipefish), 2327 nucleotides long. It is a transcript of the gene ppp1r14c, whose product is annotated as protein phosphatase 1, regulatory (inhibitor) subunit 14C. Bases 96 to 548 code for a protein of 150 amino acids. Gene Ontology annotation, biological process: regulation of phosphorylation. Gene Ontology annotation, molecular function: protein serine/threonine phosphatase inhibitor activity. Gene Ontology annotation, cellular component: cytoplasm. The transcript is spliced from 4 exons. The record is from RefSeq and is a predicted model, not a curated record. NCBI's taxonomy places the organism in Eukaryota, Metazoa, Chordata, Actinopteri, Syngnathiformes, Syngnathidae.
GCACCCCACAGUCCACUCCACAGUCUGCAGCAUCCCAACCCAACGCCUCGCCCACGAAAAGCUGCCGAGCGAGUCGAGACGAGACGAGACGAGCCAUGUCGGCCGCCAGCACCGAGACGAGCGCCCCACCGCUGCCCGCCGCCGCCGCCGGCCGCGUCUUCUUCCAGGCCGCGCCCGGCGUUGGCUGCGCCGGAUCGGCCCCGCUGGUCGUCGGCGGCGGCGGCGGCGGUUCGGACGACCCGGUGCAGAAGCGGCAGGGCAAAGUGACUGUCAAGUACGACCGCAAGGAGCUGAGGAAGCGGCUGGUGCUCGAGGAGUGGAUCAUCGAGCAGCUCAGCGAACUCUACGACUGCGAGGAGGAAGAGAUGCCCGAGGUGGAGAUCGACAUUGACGACCUUUUGGAGGUGAACAGCGAUGACGAGAGAGCCGUCAAACUGCAGGAGUCCUUAAUAGACUGUUACAAACCGACAGAGGAUUUUGUCCGUGAGUUGCUGGGCAGGAUAAGAGGAAUGAGGAAGCUCAGCGCUCCAUCUAAGAAGGGUCUAUAAUGUCAGAGAGCUCGACCUCAUCCGCUUUUGAACCCCCCCCGUCCCCCUCCAGUAACUCAUCCGAACAUAAGUGGCAUCACUUCUGCAAGCAUCCAUGCAUACCACGAGCUCACUGCACAUGCACACACAAUGUCAAGGAUGGCAUCUACAUCAGUGGACUGUUAAAAGGGUUGAUAGCAAACGGCAUCGCCUACUUUUCACAUUUGCUCGUUUCAAGGCCCCCGACAGCCAUAGAGAUGGAAAAUCUCAGCAACAAACAAAAAAAAGGGAGGAGCUAAGUCUGUACUGCUGUAUUUGCUGUGAAAUUAGCCGGAGCACUCUGUAAAGACAGUGCUUCACCAUUUUCUUUUUUUUUCAUUGUCGUUUUUUUCCCGCUGCUCAUAAUCCUUACACUGUAACUGAUUCUUGCUUGCGUAUUCAAUUCAAUACUGUUUAUUGUUUUGCCAUUUAAACUAUGUGGGGACGUUGCCAUUGUUUUGAUGUGCUUUUCACCGCAGCAAGGCAUGAUGGGUAUUGUAGUUCUUAACUACAAACCUGAUGACUGACGGCCUUUCGCUCACGUUACACCCAUUUUUUUUUUUUUUUACACAUAUCAGCUAGCUUUUUAAAUACGACACAGCGGUGAACUCGUUUUUUUUAGCGAUGAGGGCUUGCCUUUAAAGGACUUUCAGGAUGUCGUUUGACUAUUUCUCAGCGCUGAACCUUAACCAUAGGGACGACCUGGAGGCAAUUACUGUAAGUCUGUGGACAACUUGAAAUGUUUACACUUGCCAAAUGUAAAUUAGAAAUGUCAAACGGCAGGACGGGCUAAGAGUCAUCAGGCGGACACGGUACUUUUUAUAGCCACGGGGAAAUGAAGCUUCAAAUUUACUUCAUGAACCAGUUGUAUUUUUUUGACUCCUCCAGGCUGCACUGUUGGUAUAAAUAAAGGGUUUUGAAAAAAUAGCAAGUCGGUUUGCUUGAGAGGAGUCAAAAAAUAGCCGCAGUUUCAAUUGAGAGCCCCUUUCAUAAACAGUCCUGAUUAGAUCGUGAUAGACCAAAUGUGACAAAUCCCCCUUAGCUGCCAAAGACAUACACGCAAGGCGACGGUGGAUUUUUUUUUUUUCCUUUACAACACAAAGUACCCGUCUUGCAUGCUAACAACACUAAGUAAACACUGACAGAGUAUCGAUAUGUCAAGUAUAAUCAAGAAAAUUCGCUUCUUAACUUUAUAGGACUUUUCUUUCGAAUUGACGUGACUGAACACGUCAGAGCGAAUCCAGGAGAACUUAUGAAAAAAUGGUGCUGUUUUUAAAUGUCCUUCCCAGGUAGCGGCUGUAUUUAAAAGAAAUAAAUGUGUGAUGAAAAUGGAUUUGUGUUGGCAGGAGGAGGCGAGCGCCACACUUUUGCUGAGGUCCUAUUAUGAAUUUUUCCUCGACCGAGAAGCGGUUCAGGGGCAAUAGGUUAAUAUUUUAUAAUUUAUGAGGGAGUAUUUUAAAAAUGUCCGCAUAGGAAGCUUUGCAUGUAUUUUUUAAGUAGCAUGUGGGAGCGGAGUAGGCCCAUGGGCACAUUUGUCGGCCCGGAGGUUUUUAAUUCAUACAACACCUUCCUUUUUAUACCUUUUAUUAAGACUUACAAUUUAUUUUUUUUUUUUUAGCUGCUGUUUUCAUUUUUUUCUGUACAUCCACAAUAAGCAAUCUUGUUUUUAAACAAAAAUGUAACGUGUAAAAUGUGUGUGUGGUCUGUUUUUUUUUCUUGCUGACAAUAAAAAUGCAGACAACUGUGCGUGCGCUGUUUUAA